This is a messenger RNA of Somion occarium, 805 nucleotides long. The record is from the annotation of a GenBank genome assembly. NCBI's taxonomy places the organism in Eukaryota, Fungi, Basidiomycota, Agaricomycetes, Polyporales, Cerrenaceae.
GCACACCCAACUAACGUGUACUUCAAACCGACUUCACUAUGCGUGUUAGCACCAGAGAUCUUCCUGAACCGUACAAGCCCUGCGUCUCCAGGAAACAGGCUCGACAAGCCGCUCCCUUCAAGGAGCUACCGCCUGUCCUUCAUCCUAGGAUGAAUUUUCCUAUCCCCCCGUGCAUGCACUUCGGUCUUGUUGUACCGACAGAAUUACUCCUGCAAGUCGCUAUCAAGCAGAAAGGUUACACAAUACCCGACAUUCCACAGUCGGAGCUUUUGCCGGGAUAUCCAGCCUACAAUGACUACGUAGUCUGCUGUCUUGCGCUAGAUUUCAUGAUUAAACACUUCGAUCACGACUUGCGGCUUGAAUACGGGAUUGUGUAUCGUGAAGGAGAGCUUCUUCGGAUUGUUUCGAUUUGUAGUAACUGGAAAACGAGUCAGAAGGCGGACGAGACUGCGAAGAAAAUAGCUGAUUACUUUGGCAUCACAGAUCAUCCUCUGUGGUACCUGGACUGGGAGCUUUGGAGAUGGAGGUUUGAUGUCUAAGUUUCAGCCACAUGUCCAACAGUCACCUGUCGUCCUUGUGUUCAUUUUGUCUUUCAUCAUUAGAUUCCUGUUGAGUCCAUCUUUCAUAGUGAUUUAUACGCAUUUCUGUACGGCUCUCAUUCAGUAUUAGGCUUGGAUCUGAUCUCAGAAUAAGUAGUUUAAAGUUUCCGAUGUGCGCGACGUACCGAGUCUUAUGUAGUCCAUAAUUGAACGGUAUAAUAUAUUAAGCCUGACGCGUGACGUCACGCGUCUCGCGCAUGCAUUCC